Molecule: messenger RNA, 3489 nt
Organism: Lingula anatina
Lineage: Eukaryota; Metazoa; Brachiopoda; Lingulata; Lingulida; Lingulidae
Product: threonine synthase-like 1
Cellular component (GO): cytoplasm
Source: RefSeq, a predicted model, not a curated record
AUGGAUACUCCGGAUUUGCAGAUUGACAAGAGACAAAGACAUGAAUCAAAUCCCUCACCGGGAAAUAAUGACAUAGCAAAGAAACUCAGGAUGGGCAGCCCACUAUGCCUCGAAGACUACACAAGCGCAAACGAACAUUCGGGCGAAAUCAGCCCAGAUGACACCUCACCAUCUAUAGAAGGUACGAGUAAAUUUCAAACGAUACUAUCUACAAUAGAUAAACGCCUCGCGUCCAUUGACAAAAUUGCAGCUAUGUCGGAAGCAAACCAAAGUAUCCUACACGAACUAUUGAAUAAAGUCAGUGACCUUACUUUAAGUUUAACUUUGACGCAAAAUGAAGUGGAUACGCUGAAGAAGGAAAAUGAACAAUUAAAAGAAAGGAUCAAAGUCAUUGAAAAUAAAUCAAAUAUAAAUACUGAGCGCCAAAAGGUUGUAGACGCGGAAUUGUUAGAGAUGAGAACACGCAGUAUGAGAGACAAUCUUUUGAUAUAUAACGUUGAGGAAAAACAGAAUGAAACGCCCACUGAAACGGAGAACGCUUUUUAUAACUUUCUAGAAACUCAGCUCUCUAUUCCAAACCCAAGACAUUCAGUAAAGAUUGACCGGAUUCAUAGAGUGGGACCACAGAACAAACAGGGAAAAAUAAGGCCUAUUAUCGCCAAAUUCAACCCCUACAAAGGUAGAAUGCUUGUCAUGAACAGCGCCUACAGGCUUAGGGGUAAGAAAAAUUCAGCUGGUCUCCACUACGGCAUCUCAGAACAAUUUCCGCAUGAAAUUGAGCGACGACGCAAGGAGUUGUACCCAGUCCUGAAGAGAGCCAAGGCCGCAGGGGACAAAACCGCUAAAUUGAUAGUGGACAAACUCAAAGUACGAGUGAAUGGGACGCAACGAAUCAUCAAAGAUCCUAGCGAAAUACCCGAAGGCGCUUCGUUUGGGUAAUUACUGUGCACUUCAUCUAUUUCAUGGUAACAUUGGAGUAGUUGUGAUGAGUUGCGUAAUGUACACGGUGGAGAUGACUUACUUUCAGAAGUAAGCCAACGUGGAAGGACAUGCAACGGACCGAUUAGUAACAUGUUUAGUAUUUCUUCGUCGGGUUUAUCUAUAUAUAUAUAUUUGUUACAUGUAUUAUUAUGCUGAUGUAGCUACUGACAUUUGAAGAACAACAUAUUUCUGAUGGGUAGUCCAGGCUCAGGGAAGACCACAGUGGGCAGACUGCUGGGGGACAGGCUGGGGAAGAGAGUGAUUGACGUGGACAAUGACCACCUGGAAUCCUACUGGAAUAUGUCCGUGGCUGACAAGCUGCAACAGGUAGGUGGAGAUCAGUUUCUCCAAGAUGAAGGAGAGGCUCUCUUAAACCUCAGGGCAGAGGACAGCAUAAUUUCCCUCUCUGGGUCUAACCCCAUGCACCCUGCUGCCAUGGAACACAUACAGAGGACAGGCAUGGUGAUCUUUCUGGACGUCCAGCAUGAUAACAUCGUGGACAGACUGGAGAGGAUGAAGGUCAACCGUAUAGUAGGUCAGGGACGGGGAGUCCCCAUGAUUGAUAUACUGAAGUAUCGGCAGCAGUUUUAUGAAGGAAAUUAUGAUUUGAGGAUAUUGUGUGAGGAUGGAGAAACACAAGAAAGUAUCGCUGAUAAGAUUGUGAAGUCACUAGGUGAAUUUAAGUCCCCUCCUCACAGAUAUACUUCAACUAGAUCUAAUUUGGGUAAAGGAAGUGCAGAAAAUCAUAAAUCUUUUUGUGAUGUAGUUUUAGAAGGUUUGGCCCCAGAUAAGGGACUGUACAUCAGAAAUGGCGCCUUCCCAAAAUUUACACCUGGAGAACUUCAGCGGCUGCUCCCUCUCAGUUACCAAGAAAGGGCCCUUAGGAUACUGGAAAAGUGGAUCCAUCCUGAUGACCUUCACCCCAGGUUGCUAGGUAACAUGAUAAACAAUGCAUAUUCUUUGUCUAGUUUUAAUUGCCAUAAGGUAUUCCCACUGGUGCAUCUCCGUGGCAACCAGUAUUUGAUGGAGUUAUUCCACGGACCUACUGCCUCUUUCAAGGACGCUGCACUGCAGUUAAUGCCACAAUUCUUCCAGCAUUCUUUGGAUACAAAAGAAGACUCAAAUACAAGGUAUCUCAUACUAGUGGCGACAUCUGGUGACACAGGAGGGGCUGUGUUAGAUGGCUUUGCAAAACACGCAGGACCUAGAGUAGGAGUGAUGGUUCUGUAUCCUAACCAAGGUAUUAGUCCAAUACAAAAACUUCAGAUGACAUCCAUGACUGGUGACAGAGUUUCUGUGGUCGGAGUAGAAAGUGACUUUGAUUUCUGCCAGUCAACUGUCAAGAAGAUCAUCAGUAACCCAGAUAUGGCAGACAAACUUUUGGAGAGUUUUGGGUGCAAACUAAGUGCUGCAAACUCUAUUAACUGGGGUCGUCUGCUGCCACAAACAGUGUAUCAUAUCACAGCCUACCUGGACCUGGUGCAGACGUCUGGCAUCAAGAUGGGAGAAAUGGUGGACUUGUGUAUUCCAACUGGAAACUUUGGGAAUAUUCUCACUGCUUUUUAUGCAAGGGAAAUGGGUGUGCCGAUACACAGAUUAAUCCUAGCCUCCAAUGUCAACAACAUUCUGACGGAAUUCUUCACAACAGGGAGGUACAAUCUAAGAAAUCAGCACUUACGCCAGACAAUCUCGCCUGCCAUUGACAUCCUAAAAUCUUCCAAUCUGGAAAGGUUUCUGUAUCACAUGACUGAUGGAGACUUUGAUCAGAUCAAGGAGUGGUAUUCCCAGUUGGACAAAGAUGGCCACUUCACUGUUCCAACAGAGCUCGUUAACAAGAUGCAGGACAUCAUUAAAGUUGACUGGUGUAGUGAAGAGGACUGCAAGAGUGCAAUGAGGGACACAUUUCAGGAAACAGGCUAUCUGCUAGACCCCCACACUGCAGUAGGGAAAGUAAUAGCAGACCGGUUCAACCAAGGAGACAGACCAGUGGUCAUAGCCUCUACAGCUCACUAUGGGAAGUUUGCACAGGACGUUUACUCAGCCAUUAACAAAGAUGACGGUAGAUUGGAUUUAAACCCUGCGGAACUGUUUGAGGAACUUGGCGCCAGGCAUCCCAGACCUGCUAUGCACUGGACCCUGGGGAAUGUGGUAGAAAAAGCCCCAGUGCACAGAACUGUGUGUGGAGCAGAUGUGAGGGAAAUAGAGCAAGAACUGGAGAAAUUUGUAGAAAAAUGUUGGCGCUGAAGUUAUCCUUUAACAUAUGACAUGCCACUGCAUGGAUGGUGUGAAAGGAAAUUGAGAAUGAAAUGGCAAGAACUUGAAACCAAGGGGUAUCGAUAGCAAUUUCAAGUCUCAGUAUCUGGAAUAAUGUACUCCUCUACAUGUAGGUGGCCAACUUUUAUGAAUUACAGGACAUCACAACUUUUGAUGGCAAAAUGGAUUUGGUUACAACUCCAGGUGCGGGUGCUGUAUACAGUUCAGCAAGAUUUUAUUAAAUGGACCAGAAGA